Molecule: messenger RNA, 372 nt
Organism: Lathyrus oleraceus (garden pea)
Lineage: Eukaryota; Viridiplantae; Streptophyta; Magnoliopsida; Fabales; Fabaceae
Exons: 1
Coding region: 1-372 (123 amino acids)
Molecular function (GO): zinc ion binding
Source: RefSeq, a predicted model, not a curated record
AUGUCAAAUUUGUCAAGCAGUGCUUCUAUUGGUACAAUUGGGUUGGUUAUUCGUAGAAACAAGAGGAAAGAAUGUUAUUGUGAAGAAGAAAGUGUCAUUCAUACUGUGGGUGACAUGAACAAUGUUAAUUUUUGGGGGAAAUUUUGGGGUUGUAGAAAUUACAGGUAUCAUAUGCAUAAGAGAUGCAAUUAUUUUAAAUGGUUAGAUGAUGACAUUGUUGAUUUAAGGGGUCUGAAGAUUCAAAGGAAAAAGAAGAAACUGUAUAAAUUGAAGAGUAAAACCAGUCAGACUAGAAGAUUGUUGAAAGUAUCUAUUGUGGUUGGAAUAUUGAGCUUAGUGUUGAAUGUUGUAUUUGUAACAAUGUAUUUUUAG